Chroicocephalus ridibundus (black-headed gull) is the source of this 4955-nucleotide messenger RNA. It is a transcript of the gene CD93, whose product is annotated as CD93 molecule. The transcript has a single exon. Gene Ontology annotation, cellular component: extracellular matrix; external side of plasma membrane. Gene Ontology annotation, biological process: cell migration. The record is from RefSeq and is a predicted model, not a curated record. Bases 216 to 1946 code for a protein of 576 amino acids. Gene Ontology annotation, molecular function: extracellular matrix binding; extracellular matrix protein binding; calcium ion binding. Lineage: Eukaryota; Metazoa; Chordata; Aves; Charadriiformes; Laridae.
AGCCGGCUGCGCCAGGGGGAAAGGGAAGCCAGCAAGGCGAGCGCCGGGGCCGUCAACAACAAGCGUCCAGCCAGACCACGCUACAGGAAGCCGUAGCCUCCAGUGAUAAAUAGGAGACCCAGGAGCACAGGAUGCGCGCAGGGCCAGCUCAGCGGGACGAGGGGAUGUGAGCCGGCAGCUGACGAGUCCCUCCGUCCGUCCAUCCAGCCAGCGGGAUGGACAUCGCUCGGCUGCUGCUGCUGCUGCUGCUGCUGCUGGUGCGGGGGUCCAGCGGGGAGGAGGACGAGGUGGUCUGCGCCGGCACCGCCUGCUACACCCUGCACCGGGCCCAUCUGGACUGGAGCAGCGCCCAGAAACGCUGCCACCAUAACGGCGGCAAGUUGGCUCCGGCCCGCAGCCCCGCCGAGGCCCAGCAGCUGCAGGAGCUGCUGGCGGCGGCCGGCUGGCCUGGCCCGGCCUGGAUCGGGCUGUCACUGUCGCGGGGACGCUGCGUUCAGCCCCAGGAGCCGCUGCGGGGCUUCACCUGGGCGGCCGGCGAGGAGGCCGGCAACUACUCAGCCUGGCUGUCUGAGCCCGCCGUCACCUGCCUCAGCAGCCGCUGCGUCAGCCUGCAGCUGGCCGGACCCUCCGGCAACCCCGGCUGGGCUGCCCGCCCCUGCCGGGCCCCGCUGCCCGCCUUCCUCUGCAAGUUCAUCUUCCAGGGGAUGUGCGGGCCCCUGCCGCUGGCCGGGCCUGGCCGGGUCACCUACGACACCCCCUUUGGGGUGCGCAGCCCCCGGCUGGCGGCAGCCCCCUUUGGCACGCUGGCAGAGGCCGACUGCGAGGGGGGCGAGCACCCAGCCUUUGCCGUCUGCAAGGGGCCAUUGGAGGGGGGUGGCUUUGCCUGGCACCCCCCCGGGCCCCUCUGUCCCACCACCUGCGCCCACCGCAAUGGAGGCUGCCAGCACCGCUGCCUGGAGGCACCCGGGGAGCCCCCGCACUGCGCCUGCCAUCCUGGCUACGCCUUGGCCCCUGACAUGGCCUCCUGCCUGCCCGAGGACGCCUGCCACCCCAACCCCUGCCAGGGGACCUGCUGGACCCGGCCUGAAGGCUUCGAGUGUGGCUGCAAGGCCGGCUACACCCUGGCGCCCGAUGGCCGCCAUUGCCUGGACGUGGACGAGUGCCUGGCUGGGCCCUGCCAGCACGAGUGCCGCAACACAGCCGGCAGCUUCGUCUGCCUCUGCCGGCCCGGCUACCAGCCAACAGGGCCUGGUGGCCACUACUGCCGUGAUGAGGAUGAGUGUGCCCAGCCUGGCGUCUGCCCCCAGCUCUGCCUCAAUGUCCCUGGAUCCUUCCACUGCGCCUGCCGGCCUGGCUACCAGCGCCAGCCCGGCAGCGAUGCCUGCCUGGACGUGGACGAAUGCCUGCGGGACCCCUGCCCUGGGCCCUGCCACAACCUGCCUGGUGGCUUUGAGUGCAUCUGCCCGCCCGGCUUCCUCCUCGAGGAGGAUGGACAUGGCUGCCAUGCUGCACCCACCGCCGGAGAGGAGCCUGCAGUGGUCCCUAACAGCACCCCGCAGACCACAGCCACCCCACGGACCGCAGGCGCCCUGCAUACCACGGACAUCCUCCAGACCACGGACAUCCUCCAGACCACGGGUGCCCCAUGGACUGCAGGCACCCCCCAGACCUUGGGCAUCCCCAUCGGGGCAACACCUCCGGCACCCACAGCAGUAGGGCUGGUGCCCAGCCCUGAGCAUAGUGCCGAUGGCCCCAGGCUGCUCCUCUACUACAUCUUGGGUAGCCUGGUAGCCAUCUUGCUGCUGCUGGCCUUCGCCCUGGCUCUGCUGGCCUACAGGAAGAGGGCAGCCAAGCAGGAGAAGCGGCCGGCCAAAAGCGCGGCGGACAACUACUGCUGGGUGCCCGAGCAGCCAGAGAGCCGUGGGGUGGGCGGCGAGCGCAGGUAACGGCACCGGGGGCAGCGUGAGGGGACACGGAGCCACGAGUGACAGAGAGCAUUUUUGCAAAUUAAAAAGAAAAAAUAAAAGGCGAGGAGGGGACGCUAUUUGUUUUAAAAUGGUUCUACAUGUCUGAGAGUCUGUCCUGGGGUUCCUUGUGAAGCGGGAGCUGAUCUCUCCCCGCCACCCCACCCCCCCAAAAAAAAAAGGUAGGUCUCAGCGCUGGGUGGGAAGGCAGCCCAAGUCAGUCUUGAGGUUUAUAAACCAGCCGCCGCUCCUCCGAGGGAAGGGUUAAACUCCACCUUAGUUGGGAGUUGGGACUGAAUGGGGUUGAAGUUGCCUGCCAGGGCUGCUCCUCAGCUCUGCAGAACCUCACUGUGCUUAAAAAUAGCGAAUUAUAAAUAUUGAUUUGUCUUCCUAAAGGGAAACAGUUAAUUUCAUUUUUCGUUUCCUCUCCCCUACCUAAAUUUGAAAUGCUGACAGGCAAAAGCAGCAGAUUCCAUGUCCUGUCCCCGCAGCUCCCCCAGUCCUUUGCCAUCCCCAAAGUAAUGCUAGUCUCCCCCUCGCCUGCCUGGCAGCAGGCAGCCUGCAUUCAACCUUUGUUUUCGUCUUGGUCUCAUUAAAAUGGGUUCGAAAUUCUUUGUUUCACCGGCGCAAGAACUAGUCUCUGCAGCCACAAGCAGGGUUUUUUUAAGUUUGUUUUUUCGUUUGUUUUGUUUUUUUAAAAAAAUGAUGUUACAUCAGAGGUAACUGGAUAAACAUUUUUAAAAUUGCAGCCGCAGAGAUCGUCUCCAGGGGAGGAGACGCCGUAAGGUUAGCGGAUCAUCCCUGCAGCUCCCCGGACAGACCCGUGAGGGGAGCCUGCGGGAUGGCACUGGGUUUGGAGCAAUGCUUCCCCCAGGGCAUAAGGGCAAGACCUUAAUCUGCCCCAUGGGCGCAGGGGGUGCACAGCACAGGGAAAGCUGUUCCACUCGUAGACAAGGAGCCAAGGCAGAGAAUAUAUGGUAAAAAGGUAUGAAAAACUAUGUUUAGAAGAACCACCUACCUGUUCCCAGUGUGUUCAGUUUAAAACCACUUGUAAAAUACAGAAAACAAUGCUCUCCUUCAAAUGCAGCCAGAUGAGAGACCAGACUUUUCCUGUUGGAUUGUAUUUUUUGGGUAGGACCCCUUCCUGAUUGUCUGGGGCCCAGGCUGAGUGCAUUUUCUAUCCCUCCCCUUGUGAAGAAUACACUGGAUGUUGUAUAUUUGCGCAUUAUUAUGUAUAAAACUUUUAACCCCGCUUCAAAGCAAAUGCUUUCUCAGGGCAAAGAUGUUCCCCAGUCUUCCUCAGGUAUCUAACUUCAGAGAGCUGUUUAUACUCAGGCACUCCUGACAAUGCAACGUCUUGGAGCUGUUUUCAGCGUGAAUCCUCCCCAGAAAACUAAGGGGCACCGGGGCCAUCCCUGCUUCUCAUCAAGCAGUGCUAGCUUCGUUAUUUACCCAUGCUCUACAAGGCAAAAAAGCGCUAGAAAAGAAGAGGCAUGUGAUUUGAAGGGUACAUGAGUUUCCUGAAGUUUCUGCUGGUUUUAUUGUAUACUUGAGGAUUAAUUGCUACAGAAAUGGGAACUGAACACAAAGGUGUUUACUGUAGGCAGCGACCUGCAUCCUGUUCUUCCAUGUGUGGAGGAAAACCCUUUCCUGCUGGGUUUUUUUUUUUUUGGUCUUCAUUUCUCCAUUGUAAACUUAAAAAAAAACCAAGACAGGAAAAUGUAGCUGAUAGAAAUGUUUUUGAUGUUCUGUCCAUGCUUCCUUUUCUCCGCACAGCGGCGGGGAGAAGCAGUGAAUGCAGCAGCGGCAUUCUUGGAAGUCCCACAGAAAAUUCAUACCCUGUCUGUGUUAUGACAAGCCAGCAAAGCAUUUUGAAUACAUGAAUAAAUUAAGCAAACGAAUAAUCCUACCGAAAUCAGUGGGACAACAUACAUACAUAAAAUUAUGCCUGCGCUGUCUGGCUAUGCCGACUCAGGGUCUGCAUGGGGAAAAGGCAGUCACAGUGACGUGCCUCACAUUGCAGGGACUACUCGGUUUGCUUCAUGGAAAGCUGAGGCAUUUUCCAGAUCUUAACAGUCUCAGGAGCGUUUCUGCCUUAUUUUUCAGUUAAGGUAUCAAUUAAUUGUUGUAUACAACACUUAUUCCACUAUGAAAAAGGGAAAAGGAAGCAUGAGUAUGGGCUCAGAGCCGGUGCAAAUCUGAGAGGUGUUAUUUAUUCCAGAAAUUCCUCAGUAAAACCUAUAAUCGUGAUUUCUGUUACGACCUUUGUGUAUUCUGGCAUGCGUACUGUAUUACCAAUGGAGCAUGGCAGUGGGUCCAGCCUAGGGAAGACACUAAUUUGUGCUCAGGUUUAGUUUGGGUAUUUUUGAGUAUUUCCUGAUGUAGCAUCCUUCACCCCGGUACAAUUACACCUGGAUAAUCUCAUGUCUCCCUUUCAUCCUGCCAUGAACACAGCAGGAAUGUUUUGAUCCGUGUCCUUGUUAGGGAGUUAUCUAGGGCCCGGUGAAUCCCGUGGACUAAAGAAAAUAGGAACGGGACCAGAUAGUUUGGUACCCCGUCUUACAGUCAGAGGAGACGGGAUGUUCAUCCUGGCCCGAGGGGGUUUUGCCCCUGUGCCUGGGGCCGCUACCUCUGCUCCCCGUUCCUUCUGUAUAAAAGAGGUGCAAUUCGAAGCAAGACCUAUAACUGCCCUGCGGUCACCAUGGCAGGACAGGCUAGCCAACAUGUCUGAAAUGCUUUGUACAUAUCAAACUGGUUUGUAACGAAGUAAGCGUUAUAUUUUUACAGUCCAGAAUUCAGACACGCCUCGGCCUUUGUAGAAAUGGGAUGCCAGGACUGAAUUUUACUUUGUCACCUGCGUGGCAAUGGCACAGUACCACGUCCUUGCAGUUGCCUUUGACUAAAGAAAUAAGGCUAUCCCACAUGUUGAAUAACACUGUAUGUUGCUUUUCUGAUGAAACACUAAUAAAAUCUAAACAGAAUGUGUUUUCA